GAGAAUCCCAAUGCAUCUCCCUAUCUCAUCUCUCACGACGCCCACCUUUCGCUGCUCCCUCUCCUAAUUUAAUUUUUUUCCCCCAAAAUCUUCUCUUUUUAAUUUUUUUUGAUUCAAAUAAUCUCAAGAGAAGUCUUCAUCGCGAACAUAAAUAAAACGCGAGGUGUGGGUGACGCGUCCAUCCACCGAGAUAAACCCCAAGAGAAACCUCUCCUCCCAUGGCGGCGAUGGGCGGCGGCGCGGGAGGAGGAGGAAGGGGGCCACGGGACAUGAGGCUGACGAUGCAGGAGGCUGCCAAGAAGCUGUCCCUGUGGGACUCGGCCACGUUCCGCCCAAUCCUCACCCACGUCGAGCUCGAGCCCAUCCUCGCCGCCGCCGGGUUCGUCGCGCUGCCCACGCCGCCGCCGCCGACGACGACGCAGGGCGGCGGCGCGGCGGGCGCGGGGCAGCCGGUGGCGUGGAGGGAGUACGCGUUCGUCGGGGUCGCGGCGGCGGGGCGGCGGCGGCGGAGCGGCAAUGCGGCGGUGGCGGCCGGCGUGGGGUGGCUCGGCCCGCGGCCGCGGCUGCCGUGCCCGCGCGUCGACGCGCUCCACCUCCGCACGUACCAGGCGUUCCUCGGCGCCGUCGAGUUCUACCUCGGCGCCCUCCGCGUGGCCAGCCUCUUCCACGUCAGGUGCAUGCCGGUGACGACGGCGCAGGACAGGGUGUUCGACAAGGUGUUCCGGGUGAUGCGAAGCCACGGCGUGGAGGACGACGGCCUCAUCGUCUACCGCGACGGCACCCUCGACGACGCCACCUACGCCGUCUGCAGCGAGCACAGCCCGGUGCAGGACGUCGGCUACCACGUCAUCCCGGGGAACACCUGCGUCGAGCUCGGCUACCUCAAGUCCGGCAGGAUCGCCGGCAACUGCGACGAGGAGACCUGCUGCAGAGGCGGCGCCGCCGCCGCCGACAUCGCUCGUGCCAGGAAGCUAGAGCCGCAGUAGCUGCGCCAGCUGCUUUAAUUUGAUGCAGAGAUCAGGAAGGUGCUUAGUCAGUGAUGACUUUGGUUAAUCAGUGAGCUAGACUUCAGGUGAUAUUGUGGUGGUGGUAGCAGUUGAUUUAUUCGUGAUUUCUCGAGGUUUUGCAUGUACAAUCGAUCUGUUGCAUGUGGUGGAUGCAUGGGCAGUAAGUUUUGCCAGGAUAAGUUGGAGUAAAUGUUUGUAGCUGGAAUUUUGGAUUAAUAAUGCCAGAAAUUAAUAUAGAAAGAUAGUUUAUAUAUCAUAAA
Oryza sativa Japonica Group (Japanese rice) is the source of this 1267-nucleotide messenger RNA. RefSeq lists its product as uncharacterized. The record is from RefSeq and is a predicted model, not a curated record. NCBI's taxonomy places the organism in Eukaryota, Viridiplantae, Streptophyta, Magnoliopsida, Poales, Poaceae.